AUGAGACCCGGUGGGUUCCUUCUGUUGCACCUUUUGCUGCUCUGCAUAUUUUUCCUGACGUCGGAAGCGAGGCUCGGCCAGCAGGCGGCCGACGACGACGACGAUGACGACGACGAUGACUGGGACGACGAGGACGACGAGGACGACGACACCGACGAGCAGAGUUACCAGACGAAGCCCGAGGUGGACGACGACGGCCGUAUAUACAAGAACCCGAGGAAUUCCCCGUCGGCGGUGUGUCCGAGGGACGAGGGACAGACGGAGUUGCUCGGUCAGAAGUGUCUGCGUAAGUGCUCCACCGACGAGGAUUGCAAGAGCAAGAAGAAGAAGUGCAGAUGCGACGGUGUUUGCGGGAUGUCUUGCAUCAAGCCCGAGAGGGAAUGCCCGGCCCUCACCGAGAUCCAGUACGGCGUGAUGACCGUCACUGGCAGAUUUUUCGGCGAUCGGGCCCAUUACACCUGCGAUCCUGACUAUUUCAUCGUCGGGCUGACCGAGCGGACGUGCAGGGCCGACGGCAAAUGGACCGGCACGACGCCCUCCUGCAAGAAGGACUCGAAGUCCUUCUGCUCCCAGCCGCCCAAGGUGAAGAACGCGCGGCACAACGCGCUCCCCGAGCAGACCACCUUCGACUUGGACCACGAGAUUCAAUACUUUUGCAACCACGGCUACGUGACCGCCGGUAUCAGGAAGGCGAGGUGCCUGUUGAUGGAAGGCGUCGCUAGUUGGUUCGGCCCCGACAUCGUCUGCGAGCCGCAAAUGUGCGGACCUCCCGCCGAUAUCGCCAACGGCUGGCACGCCGGUGAAUGUUACACGUACGACUGUCGCGUGUCGUAUCACUGCGCCGAUAGCUACGAAUUAAUCGGCAAGGCGGAGAAACUGUGCUUGGCAGACGGCACAUGGACGCCCAAGGAUUCACCGCAGUGUGUCCAAGUUACGACGGUGGAAUGCCCGAAACCGGAGAAUCCAGUGAACGGGAACGCGGUGUACACUUCGUACGCGUACAAUUCCAUCGUGUCGUACGAGUGCAAGUACGGGUACACGGUGUUCGGCGCGACGACCAGGCGUUGCGGGGCAGAUAGAAAAUGGGCCGGAAAGACACCUAUCUGCCAGGAGAUUAAUUGCAGUUCACCUGGUGUUUUGUACAACGGCUGGAUUGAGAAUAUCGAGGCGGGUACGGGCCUGGGUGCCAGCAUAAUUUUCCGCUGCAACGACCACAUGAAGCUCGAGGGGAACACCUCGUCGGUUUGUCAGAUCGACGGGAAAUGGCGGUACCCGUUGCCGCAGUGUCUCUCGUCGUGCGUCGUGCCUCAGAUCGAGAACGGGAACAUCACGGUGGCCAGCCACGACAAGGAUCACAUCAACAACGUGUCGGUGGUGGAGCACGGCGACAGGCUGCUGGUCUACUGCGAGGAGAAUUACGAAUUCGCGGCGAACAGCACGCCGGUGGUGUGCAACAACGGCACGUGGUCGAUAGUGCCGAGUUGCUCGCCGGCCAGGUGCAAGCAGAUGCCGAAGCCGCCGAAAAACGGGAUGGUGAUCGCGCCGAAGACCGACCACGGCAUGAAGGCGAUAUUCAAAUGCAAGGACGGCUUCGAGAUUGUCGGCGGUGGGCCGCAGAACGCCUCCAAGUCGGUGGAAUGCCAGUACGGGGAUUGGAUCGGUGACAUUCCUCACUGCAUCCAAGUGUUCUGCCCUUUCCCCGGUUUCAUCGAGAACGGCAAGGUCUUCCUCAUGGGCAACAUGGGCGUCUACGAUUACAGGCCGUACGUGAGGAAGGUUGUGAACAACAAGCAGAUCAUGUACGACUGCGAGAAGGGAUACGUUCUGGACGAGGGACCCACAGGGGCCACCUGUAUCAGUGGAAACUGGAAACCGAAAGAGCUGCCCAAGUGCAUUCCUGGACAGCAUCCCAGGCUCAGAUGGAGCCGGCGUCGACGAUCUGUCAGCGAGGAGGAUCUUACUAUGAAUUACAGAAAGUUCAUCGAGUUCUUCCGCAAGAUCGGCAAGAAGCUGCUGCACCUGGAGAUGAACAAGAGCAAGGAACACUCGAAGCACAAGAUCGAGGGGAAGAACGGGAAUUCCAGCCGUCACGACAACAGCACCGAGGCUCUGUCGUGGAAGAAGCAUUCGGGCCACGGGAACAGAUCGCGUCUUCGCGAAGAGAAGAUGAUCGACUUCCUGAAGAUCGUCUAUCGCAAGCUGCAGCGGAUCGACGCCAGGCAGUCCAACAAUUCCACCAACAGCAGCAUGCACGAUCUUCUGAACACCAUGAGCAAGAACUUCUUCCACGUGGAUCUGUCCGAGUCGCGGAGGAACAAUUCCGGCAGGAGUCGUUCAGAGUUCGAGAUUCGAAACCAGCGGGAGUUCAUCAAGCUGAAGCGAGAGUUCGAAAGGAUCAUGCGAUUCUACAACAAAUCGAUGCGCUGGAACGAGAAGCAGAAUCGAAAGGACUCGAAGAAGAAAGGCCAGUCUCACGGCGAGAAGGGGAAAAAGCCGAAGGACAAGAAGAAGCAUCGCAAGAACUAUUACAAAGGAUUCUACGAGUUCGUCAACAGUUACGUGACCGAGAAGUUGUCGAUGCUGGAGGCCCGAAACGCCACCGAGGAGCUGAUCAAGAACAUGAAGAUCGACAAGUUCACCGUGCGAAACGGCACGACGUUCACAGUAGGUGAGAUGUACGCGUUCUUCAAACAUAUCAUAGAGGCUAAAUUGAACAGCACGGAAGACACGCAGAGGCAGGCAGAGGCCGCGUCGACGACCGCGUCUUCCUCCUUCACGAGCACAAUCGCGACCAUAGCCAGUAAUAGUGGGAACAGCAGCAGCAGCAGCAGCAACACAGUGACAACGUCGUCGAGCACGACGUCGAGCACAAGCAGCACGAGCACGAGCACGAGCACGAGCACGACGCUGGCGACGCCGCGGGAGAUCGAGGCGCGCGAUAAUCGAUCUUCGACGAUGGCCAGUAACGAGUCCUCGAUGCUGGACAACGAGAUCCCGGCCAAAGAAGGAGUGCCAAAGCACCGCAGCAAGCGAAUACGAAACGCGUCCGAGGACAACAGUGGCCCUCCGCGUCAGAAGAGAAGGCUGCUGUCCCUGAACGGGCUGCCGAUCAGCGCCACCGACAACAACAGCAACAACAAGAGGAGCGCCGACAACGUUGUCGGCUCGUCGUCGUGGAGGAGCGAGAAGAAGCCGAGGGUUUCCAAGAGGUUCACGGCCUACGACGACGAGAAGACCAGGCUGUUCACGUUCAAGGAGCUCGAGGCUCAGCAGCAGAGCCGCUCCAAACGAUUCCUGCCACCGUCCGAGCUGGAUAAUCAAAUCUUUUUAAAGAACUUGUAUCUGCACGCGUACGAGGACGAGUACCGGGCGAACGUGAAACGUUCGAUCGUCCAAGGGAAUCACACGAACGACCAGCAGCAGCAGCAGCAGCAGCAACAACCGGCUGUCUACAGGAGGCGCAAGGGUAACCUGGACGCCUACGAGAUCAAGUGA
Molecule: messenger RNA, 3495 nt
Organism: Heterotrigona itama
Lineage: Eukaryota; Metazoa; Arthropoda; Insecta; Hymenoptera; Apidae
Source: the annotation of a GenBank genome assembly